UUCCACCUAAUCUCCCUCACCUUUAUUCUUCUUCUAUUUCCUCUUCACGUAUACUCUCUCUCUACUCUCUCUCUCUAAACUCCACAAACUCCGAUCACCAAAAUGGUCACUUUCCGACCCGUUUUCACCAAACUCAUCUCCAUCCUCUUCCUCCUCCUCCACCUCGGCUGCUUUACCAUCAUCACCACCGAUCACCACCACCGUCGCCGCCGUAAAAAACCAUCCUCACCCCUCCCUCUCCUCCGCCCCACCACCACCAAAAUCCUCAAACCCAAUAAAACAUGGUACUCCUUCAUCAAACGGAUCUUCUCAUUCAAACCCACUUCCCAACCCGACCCGAACUCCAUCAUCCACUACGUACCCGCUUCUCCAGCCUCCUCAACCCGCUCAUUACGCAACACCAACCCGACCCGACCCGGAUCCUUAACCGACUCCGACUUCUUCCCACUUCGAAACGACAUUUACCCGUGCACCAAUUGUGGAGAAGUGUUCCAAAAACCGGGUUCUCUUGAGCAGCAUUUGGCCUUUAAACACGCCGUUUCCGAGUUAUCCGAUGAUGAUCCCGGGAAGAACAUUGUUCGGAUCAUUUUUGAAACGGGUUGGCCCGGACCCGGAUCCGGGAAAAACCCGAUAGUUUAUCGGGUCAUGAAGAUUCAUAACUGUCCUAAGAUACUAACCCGGUUCGAAGAGUAUCGUGAGGUUGUUAAGUCCAAGGCGGCAAGGUAUGGUGGCGUAAGGCGGAGGGAUGAGCGGUGUAUCGCCGAUGGUAACGAGCUACUUCGGUUUUACUGCACCACGUUUUUAUGUGACCUCGGCCAAAACGGUAAUUCCAGCAUUUGUAGCCACCAGUAUUGUAGUGUGUGUGGGAUAAUCCGGGUCGGGUUUUCGUCGAAAAUGGACGGGAUAUCCACUUAUUCAACAAGUUGGAAAGGACACGUGGCACUUCCUGAAGACAUCGAGGAGGAGUUCCGGUUCAUGCACGUGAAACGGGCGAUGCUAGUGUGCCGGGUGAUAGCGGGUCGGGUCGGGUGUGAUCCGGAAAUGGGGGACAAGGAUGACCCGGGAUAUGAUUCAUUGGUCGGGAGGGGACCCGGUGUGGGAGAGACCAGGUUGGAAGAAGAGGAUGAAAUAAUUGUAUUUAAUCCAAGGGCUGUGCUUCCUUGUUUUGUGAUCGCGUAUACCGUUUGAUUGUGAUCGUGUGGCUGUGAGGUUUUGGUAGGAGUAGGAAGUAUAAGGGGUGGAAUGUAUUUUAUAAAAGCUUUUGUUGCAACAAGAUCCUAAGAACUUAGUUGCUUUUUGGGAGCACGAUCGAGAAGAUGAUUGCACCCACUUUGUUGUGUUUCAUGUAACUUAUGACUUGUACUUUAAUCUUUAAAAGGUUGUUUAUUGUUUCUUUAA
Molecule: messenger RNA, 1398 nt
Organism: Helianthus annuus (common sunflower)
Lineage: Eukaryota; Viridiplantae; Streptophyta; Magnoliopsida; Asterales; Asteraceae
Exons: 2
Coding region: 103-1188 (361 amino acids)
Source: RefSeq, a predicted model, not a curated record